Molecule: messenger RNA, 2608 nt
Organism: Nothoprocta perdicaria
Lineage: Eukaryota; Metazoa; Chordata; Aves; Tinamiformes; Tinamidae
Gene: SGK2
Product: SGK2, serine/threonine kinase 2
Exons: 14
Coding region: 95-1483 (462 amino acids)
Biological process (GO): protein phosphorylation
Molecular function (GO): ATP binding; protein serine/threonine kinase activity
Source: RefSeq, a predicted model, not a curated record
UUCCUACCUGCUCAGCUUUUGUGGUUCCCUCUAAAGAGCUGCAGAGCAGCAGGAGCCCAAGCACCUGAAGCAGGUGUUGGUGUUUGUAGGCACAAUGAACUGCUGUGGGCACCAAAGCUACUUCUCGCUGGGUUUUAGGAAGCAGCCUUGGGUUUCUAGGCUGGAAGGGUGGCUGGCUGCAGGGUGGCCCAGAGCAAGGAUGGGAAAUGUGGAGGAUGGGGUGCCUCCACAUCCAGCAGCUACAGAGUGCUUCCCGUGCUUCCGGACACAGGCUUUGCUAGUGGAUGUGCUCCCAGAACUUAUAAAGCACGGCCGCGAGAGGAUAGGACAAACCAUCAAGGCGUCCGGCUCCAGGCUCUGCUCGUAUGCUGAACGAGUUGCCUUUUUAAUGGACCGAUCCAGAAGCCCAGACACCAGUCCCCAGCCCCCGGCACCAAGUGACAACAUCAACCUCGGGCCUUCUGCUAACCCCAAUGCCAAGCCAACAGACUUUGACUUCCUGAAAGUUAUUGGCAAGGGAAGCUUUGGAAGAGUUCUUCUGGCCAAACGCAAGUGUGAUGGGACUUUCUAUGCUGUGAAAGUCCUGCAGAAGAAAACCAUCCUAAAGAAAAAGGAGCAAAACCACAUCAUGGCAGAACGUAAUGUGCUGCUGAAAAACGUCAAGCAUCCCUUUCUUGUGGGGCUCCAUUACUCCUUCCAGACCUCAGAAAAGCUUUAUUUUGUGCUGGACUAUGUAAAUGGGGGUGAGCUCUUCUUCCACUUGCAAAGAGAGCGCUGUUUCCGUGAACCCCGCGCCCGCUUUUAUGCUGCAGAAGUUGCUAGUGCAAUUGGGUACCUGCAUUCCUUAAAUAUAAUUUACAGGGACUUAAAGCCUGAGAAUAUCCUCUUGGAUUGCCAGGGACAUGUAGUUCUGACGGACUUUGGACUCUGCAAGGAAGGAAUGGAGCAAGAAGAGACCACRUCUACGUUCUGUGGCACCCCGGAGUACUUGGCUCCUGAGGUGCUAAAGAAGCAGCCAUAUGACAGGACAGUAGACUGGUGGUGCCUUGGAGCUGUCCUCUACGAGAUGCUUUUUGGACUGCCUCCUUUUUACAGCCGGGAUGUGUCUCAGAUGUACGACAACAUUCUGCACAAGCCGCUCCAGGUCCAAGGAACCAAGACCAUAGCGGCUUGUGACAUCCUCCAGGGACUUCUCCACAAGGACCAGAAAAGGAGGCUGGGUGCCAAGACAGACUUUCUUGAGAUCAAGAACCAUGUAUUCUUUAGCCCAAUAAACUGGGAUGAUCUGUAUCACAAGAGGAUUACCCCUCCAUUCAACCCCAAUGUGGCUGGCCCAGCUGAUCUACGGCACUUUGAUCCGGAGUUCACCCAGGAAGCCGUCUCCACCUCCAUCACGCACACCCCUGACCUAGCAGCCAGCAGCUCCAGUGCCUCCGAUGCAUUUUUAGGAUUUUCUUAUGCACCCACAGAGGAGGACAUCUAGGUUUUUAUAAAGGCUUUGAGAAGCCAGAUUUUAACUGAAUGGCUUUUAUCCUUUUUGAAAGGAAUUCUACUGUCCUCUGCUUGUGGUUUAAGGAAACUGGGACUAACACACUAACUGGCUGGGACAGAGUUGAAUUUGGUGGGUUUCCUUCGCAAUGACUAUUUCUCUGGUAGCGGAGGUGGGGCACUGAUUUUUAUUUUUUUUUCUCCCGGGGUGUUUUUGUACAACUCGGGCAGAAUUGUAUCUACUCUUUGUAUUUAUGGUUGAGGUAUGUACCAUUAAUUGCAUUGGCAACCACAUCCCUUUAACUGGCCACUUGUGUGUGGAGCUAACUCAGCCCAGCUCUGCCUAUUUUUCUUGCCCACACAGGCACACUCGGAGAUACUGAUCACACUACCUCCAGCAGUGGCAAAAGCAGUGGCUUCCUUCCUUAAAUGAGCACAAGUCCACUUAGAGUGGUUGGGAAAGGGAUAGUUAAACUGAACUAGGUUACUUUAGCAAGUCCUCUCUGUAAGGCCAGCAAAAGGGGCAGUUCAUGAGGUUCUUCUGUUGGUGCUGGAAACAUUAAUAUGUGAGGGGUGAAUUCUGCAUCCUGGGCUGAGCUCACAGGGGGCAGAGCUGGGCUGAGACUAGGGAUUGCUCCAAAGGCAGCCCAUGGUAUGUGGCUCCUGACUUGUGCUGCAGUUGUCCAAGCUGUCUGUGUGUCCCYAGAUGAAGGGGUCUUCCCCUCGGCACGGGGCUGGUGCUGCUCUGCAGGGGCAAUGUAUGCAGAAAUCCGGGGUAAAAGGAACAGCAAGGUGCCAGGCAGCUUGGUCACCUCUAGCUCACCUUAUAGCCCACCCUAGCCUGGAGGAAAAGGGGCUCUUUCUGUAGCACAGGCUGCACCUUCGUCCACCUCUGAKGGAUGCAAGCGUGGGCCAGAGCACCAUGGAGCAGAGGCCAGUGUGGCCAAGGGAGGCCCUAAGUGCAACUCCAGCCCCUGCGCACGGUGACCAGCACUUCAGCCAACAAAUAAUGAGCUGGGCUCUGGUGCUGCUCCCCAAAGCCUGUCACCAAUGCAGAAGUGCUACUUAUUCUGCCUUAAUUGGAAUGCUGGUAUAAUCACCUGAAUGUCACCACUCCACC